Molecule: messenger RNA, 594 nt
Organism: Nipponia nippon (crested ibis)
Lineage: Eukaryota; Metazoa; Chordata; Aves; Pelecaniformes; Threskiornithidae
Source: RefSeq, a predicted model, not a curated record
AUGCAGAGAGCAUCGCGGCUGAAGAGGGAGCUCUCCCUCUUGGCCACAGAGCCGCCUCCGGGCAUCACCUGCUGGCAGAAUGAAAACCAGCUCGAUGACCUACGAGCCCAAAUUUUAGGAGGUGCAGACACACCGUAUGAGAAAGGAAUAUUCAACUUGGAAAUAGUUGUUCCUGAAAGGUACCCGUUUGAGCCCCCGAAGAUUCGCUUCCUGACCCCUAUCUAUCACCCUAACAUCGACUCUGCUGGAAGGAUUUGUCUGGAUGUUCUUAAAUUACCACCGAAGGGUGCGUGGAGGCCUUCCCUGAACAUCUCCACGCUGCUGACCUCCGUACAGCUGCUGAUGGCGGAGCCCAACCCCGACGACCCCCUCAUGGCAGACAUAUCCUCGGAGUACAAGUACAACAGGCAGCUGUUCUUGCUAAAUGCCAGAGAGUGGACGGAGAAAUACGCCAGCCAGCAGAAGAGGGCUUCCAAGCCUUUGGAAGAGAAAAUAAACCAAAGCGAAACACAGACCGCCGAUGAAUCCACCGCGCAGAAGAGAAAAGGGAGUAACGUCGGCAAGAAGGAGAAGAAAUCUCGCCUGGGUUCCUAG